AUGGUACUGGCAUUUUGUAGACGUGGUUCGGUUAUUCCCAUUUGUUUCUAUCUAUUGGUGGGGGGGUAUAUGAAGGAACGAAACAGUGGAUUGAGGAAUGAAAGCUCGAAGACAAAGAGAACCGGGCUUUUCCAAAGAAUUACUGCAGCUUUGCUGCUCCCUUUUUUUAUCAUAUACAAAAAAGUCUCUUCCACUUUCCUACCAAAUCUCUCUUUAUUCUGGCAUAUAAAUGAAGGGAUCGAAGAGAUUAUGGCAGAUUAUGUUCACCAAGAAAUGACCCGAAAUUUUAUCUUGGUCUAUUUGAGAUUGUUCCUUUUAAUCGUAAUCAAAGAUGUUUUCUUGUCUCUCGUUUCUUUUCUGAACAAAUCGAAGAACCUAAUGGAUCGA
This is a messenger RNA of Manihot esculenta (cassava), 387 nucleotides long. The record is from the annotation of a RefSeq genome assembly. Lineage: Eukaryota; Viridiplantae; Streptophyta; Magnoliopsida; Malpighiales; Euphorbiaceae.